Messenger RNA from Synchiropus splendidus (mandarinfish), 849 nucleotides. RefSeq names its product basic transcription factor 3 (gene btf3). NCBI's taxonomy places the organism in Eukaryota, Metazoa, Chordata, Actinopteri, Syngnathiformes, Callionymidae. The coding region runs from base 60 to 548 and encodes 162 amino acids. The record is from RefSeq and is a predicted model, not a curated record. The transcript is spliced from 6 exons. Gene Ontology annotation, cellular component: nascent polypeptide-associated complex; cytosol.
UCCUCCCUCCUCUCUGGCUUCCAUCUUGCGCCCCGCAUGUGUCUGCUGUUAGUUUACAGAUGAAAGAAGUAAUUAUGAAUACAGAAAAACUCGCGAAACUGCAGGCACAAGUCCGCAUCGGCGGAAAGGGCAGCGCUCGCAGAAAGAAGAAGGUGGUGCACAGAACAGCAACAGCAGAUGACAAGAAGCUCCAGUUCUCCCUGAAGAAACUUGGCGUCAACAACAUCUCUGGAAUUGAAGAGGUCAACAUGUUCACGAAUCAGGGGACGGUCAUCCACUUCAACAAUCCCAAAGUGCAGGCAUCUCUCGCCGCCAACACCUUCACAAUCACCGGACACGCUGAGACCAAGCAGAUGACCGAGAUGUUGCCCGGCAUCCUGAACCAGCUGGGAGCUGACAGCCUAACCAGCCUGAGGAGACUUGCAGAGGCACUACCCAAACAGGCUACAGAUGGAAAAGCCCCGAUUGCCACAGUAGAAGAAGAGGAUGAUGAAGUCCCAGAUCUGGUGGAGAAUUUUGACGAGGCGUCGAAGGACGAGGCCAACUAGAGGAAGUGGGACUCUGACUCAUGACGGAACAUGGGGCGUGGGAAAGGAGAUCUGCACAAGGUUGAUAGUGUAAACACUUAAGAACGGUGUGUGACCAGUCACACUCCUGGGGUGAAGUAUUUGUGUCGUAUUGUCCUUCCAGCGAUGUAAAACCAGAGUGAGGGUGUUGAUGUUUCACCUCCUGUCCACAUGUGCUCGUCCCAUCGCUCUGCAUGUGCAGUGUAAACCGUGUAAUCACCCCUCCACGUUACUGAACCUGAUUCUCUGUGGCCUCUGAUGAAUUAAACUUUGCUACUGUUGA